CAGAGCCGCGCUUAUCGGCGUCUGUCUGCUGAGGCUUGCGCGGACAGGCACGGAUGACGAGCGCUGCGAUGAGCGAGGGGCGGAAUGCCCGCCUCACUGACUUGUUGGCCGGCCACCAAUCGAGAAAGGAGUAUGCAGCAACUGAGUAUAAAAAGGAUGCUGGCGGCCGGCGCUCCUUACAAACGACGUUGCUUCGAGCACGCAAGCCGACGUGCCGGCGCCGAAACCUGAUACGCAGUCACAACUGGCGCUUGUUAUUCCUCCUCCGCGUGCUACACAGUAUGUAUAUCUACGCAGCGGCGGUUGUAGCCUGCCCCAUCUGAGUAUCACGUGCCGCGAUCGGCCGCAAUCGACCGCGCUCCGUCCACGCGCUGAUAGUGCGAGCUCCAGAGAGAGAGCGUAUCAGAUCAUCGUCGCCGGAUCACGCCUGCACUUGAACUCGCCACUGAGUCCACGGCGUGCGGGAAGGAUUGUCUCCCGGACUUUACUGACUCGCAGCGCACACUUGCUUGAUUGCUGCUAGCUGUCGGUCAUAGGAAGUGAAGACUCACCGACGAGUGCCUGCGACUGCUAUACUGGAAGACUGGAGGGCCAGUUCCUCGAACACCGGCAGUUCACGCACGAACGUCGCGGCACGCAGGAUAGUUUUCCGUCGGAGACGAAGAAAGACAAAGGAAGCUGCGCUUCCCCAGCUCUGCGCGAUGGCUUUCAUGAUGCCGGUCGUGAAGCAAGACUACGACAUAUACUCGAGACCCAACAGCCGGAAGAACUCUGUGUGCAGCACAAGUCCUGGGACGAGCAAGUCUCGCAACAGCAGCCGCAACAACAGCAUCUCGUACUCGAGCUCGCCGACGCAGACCGUCAUCACGCCAGAACAGGCACGCAAGAUUAUCCAGCGAAGACGAAGCCGUGGUAUGUCCGAGUGUCUACCCGAUCUCAGGGAAAUUGACCACGAAGAACCGCGCCAGCGUAGGAAGAGCAGCCUGGGAAAGCUGUCCUGGUCAUCGCUUCAGGCUGCCCUGCAGAAACUGAAGCCCGCCGAGCCGAAGAGCAAGUCGCAGACGUCAAUCGAGGAACAGGAGUCGUGACAUUCGUGCAAUUUGCCCGUGCCGGCUGUGGUUUCUGUGUAUAUAGGACCUGUACAUAGACAUCGGGGGAUUCGCAACGCUGGUGCAGAGGCGCUUCCAUCUAUUUGUGCAUAUUUACAUGUUUUGUGCGCGCAGAGCUGUUCACGUGACGUUAUUGUUCUGUACUUUAGCAGGACACUUGAUAUUGUCGGUCAAUACCACGCCAUGACAUUUGUCAUCGAGAUAACUUGCGGCAAGCGUCCGCAUCCUCUGUACUUUCACAAAGUAGUUAGUUCGUUAAUUAUUUAAUUCAUAAGUAAUCUGAACGAGACAUAUACCAUUUCUUUUGUCACUAAUGUCGUGGAGCCAUUUGAGUCGCAUUGUACUAUAUUGUAUGGCUGAAGGCAUGUGUACAAAGCUUUAUGCAUGUAUACCUUUUUCAUCGUCAUUUAAUAUUCGUACAGUCAGCAUGUUUUCGGCGUGUUGCAACACUGAUCAUAAGUUACCGCAUUACUUUAACGUGAUACACGGAUGCGCAAACAGCUGACUGAUAUUCUGCAUCCUUGGCUCCUAACGCGGCCAGAAAAUAGCACACCAAUUCAUCAAGCAACCGCGUGAGAAAUGCAACUGGAUGGCCAAAAUGUUGAAUGUGCUUCGUUGAUGGCCGACUUCGUACAGUUCGUGUUUCACAGCAUGCUAGCUACCCUGGGUAUAUGAAUUUCUCGUUGUAUUUGCCGUACCAGUGCCUGCAAGACCAAAGUUCAGUAUUCUUAUUUCUGUCAGAACCUGUAACCAUGUAGUCGCGAUUUCUAGUUCAUUUUCUUCGUGUUUAUUUUUUCCUGGCAUCAAAUAAAAAUGUGGCAAUAAUGAA
Dermacentor silvarum is the source of this 1938-nucleotide messenger RNA. RefSeq lists its product as uncharacterized. NCBI's taxonomy places the organism in Eukaryota, Metazoa, Arthropoda, Arachnida, Ixodida, Ixodidae. The coding region runs from base 702 to 1088 and encodes 128 amino acids. The record is from RefSeq and is a predicted model, not a curated record. The transcript has a single exon.